Molecule: messenger RNA, 663 nt
Organism: Lottia gigantea (owl limpet)
Lineage: Eukaryota; Metazoa; Mollusca; Gastropoda; Lottiidae
Exons: 2
Coding region: 1-663 (220 amino acids)
Source: RefSeq, a predicted model, not a curated record
AUGGCCCCAAAAAUAACAUUAUAUCAUGAUAAACAUGUUAUAAUAGAGUUAUAUAAUGAUAAACAUGUUAUAAUAGAGUUAUAUUAUGAUAGACAUGUUAUAAUAGAGUUAAAUCAUGAUAAACAUGUUAUAAUAGAGUUAUAUCAUGAUAAACAUGUUAUAAUAGAGUUAUAUCAUGAUGAACAUGUUAUAAUAGAGUUAUAUCAUGAUAAACAUGUUAUAAUAGAGUUAUAUCAUGAUAAACAUGUUACAAUACAGUUAUAUCAUGAUAAACAUGUUACAAUACAGUUAUAUCAUGAUAAACAUGUUAUAAUAGAGUUAUAUCAUGAUAAACAUGUUAUAAUAGAGUUAUAUCAUGAUAAACAUGUUAUGAUAGAGUUAUAUCAUGAUAAGCAUGUUAUAAUAGAGUUAUAUCAUGAUAAACAUGUUAUAAUAGAGUUAUAUAAUGAUAAACAUGUUAUAAUAGAGUUAUAUCAUGAUAAACAUGUUAUAAUAGAGUUAUAUCAUGAUAAACAUGUUACAAUAGAGUUAUAUCAUGAUAAACAUGUUAUAAUAGAGUUAUAUCAUGAUAAACAUGUUAUAAUAGAGUUAUAUCAUGAUAAACAUGUUAUAAUAGAGUUAUAUCAUGAUAAACAUGUUAUAAUAGAGUUAUAUCAUGAUUAA